UGUGUGUGUGAGAUAAGGUCUCCAGCCUGCAGGUUGUUCCAGGCUUCAAUAAAAGGACAGCAGAUGCUCACAAUUACUGACACACACACACACACACACACACACACACACACACACACACACACACACACACACACACACACACACACACACACACACACACACACACACACACACACACACACACACCAGCAACGCAAAUGAUACACCCUCUGACCUGUGCGUGUGUGUGUCCAUAAUGUCAGUUUUUAUCAGAAUAAAAGAGAAGAGACAUCCUCCUCCGUCCUUCCUUCAGUCCUUCCUUUAGUCCUUCCCCAUCUCCUUGUCGCCUCUGUCCUCUCCUCUGUCCUCCCCUCAGGUCAGAUAUAUAGUGUGUCCAUCAGCAGCUGAAGAAACCAGAACAAGAGCAUCACUUGCCAGGUAGGAGCCACCUGUCUCUUUGACACAGAAACCAGCUGUUUGGAGAAUCAAAUCAACGAAACAUGGCCUGGCUCCGUCAGAGUCGAGGUUCUCCCAGACUUGUCCUGGUGGUGGUGUGUGUUGCUCUAUUGCUCGACAACAUGCUGCUCACUGUGGUCGUGCCGAUCAUCCCAACCUUCCUCUACGCCAUGGAGCAUCCUAGUCCAGAGCCCCAGACCGCCCAGCCAUCCCUGCUCUCUCUGCCCACCCUUGGUGCCUCACGCUUGGGCACUGUGCCCUCCCAGUCCCCCUCCCCGAGGUCAAACCUCCGGACCUUCAGCCAGACCUCCCAGAGCUCACAGCUCCCUCGGCCCAGCCAUAGUGCACCGUACCACGGUACACAAUCAGAGCUGAGUCCCAAGUCGUCUCCUCUGGUGUCUCUGUUCGACAAUUCGACAUUCAGUCUGCAGGAGAUCCUGACCGAACCCACCCCAGACCAGAGCAGCCCGACCACAGAGCUGCAGAGCAACGAAACCACUAACGCUACAGAGUCCUCCUGUCUUCAGGACAGUGCGUUUCUGGAAGAGGAAAAUGUUCGUGUUGGUUUGUUGUUUGCCUCUAAAGCUCUCGUCCAGCUGCUUAUCAACCCGUUUGUCGGCCCGCUCACCAACAGGGUUGGGUAUCACAUCCCCAUGUUUGCUGGUUUCAUCAUCAUGUUUGGGUCAACUAUCAUGUUUGCGUUCUCAGGGACGUACGCUCUGCUGUUCCUCGCUCGCUCUCUGCAGGGAAUCGGCUCAUCCUUCUCGUCUGUAGCAGGUCUGGGUAUGUUGGCCAGUGUGUACACUGAUGAUGAGGAGAGAGGCAUCGCCAUGGGCAUCGCACUGGGAGGACUGGCUAUGGGGGUCUUGAUUGGAGCUCCAUUUGGCAGUGUGAUGUACGAGUUUGUGGGGAAGCGUGCUCCCUUCCUGAUUUUGGCCUUCCUGGCUAUGUUUGACGGAGCAUUACAGCUGUUCAUCCUGCAGCCUUCAAAGAUUUCUCCAGGGAGUGUGGAAGGGACUCCGUUACUGACUCUGUUAAAGGAUCCGUACAUUCUCAUCAGUGCAGGUUCUCUGUGUUUCGCCAACAUGGGUGUCGCCAUUUUAGAGCCGACUCUGCCCAUCUGGAUGAUGCAGACCAUGUGCUCCCCUAAAUGGCAACUUGGUAUGGCCUUCCUCCCUGCCAGUAUCUCCUACCUGAUAGGAACAAACCUGUUCGGUGUUCUGGCCAACAAGAUGGGACGGUGGCUCUGCUCCAUGUUAGGGAUGUUUAUCGUUGGCAUCAGUUUGAUGUGUGUUCCUUUUGCCACCAGUAUCUAUGGUCUGAUUGGACCAAACGGAGGUCUGGGCUUCGCUAUAGGUAUGGUGGACUCCUCCAUGAUGGCCAUCAUGGGUUACCUGGUCGACAUCCGUCACGCCUCUGUCUAUGGCAGCGUCUACGCCAUUGCUGACGUUGCGCUGUGUAUGGGGUUUGCUAUAGGACCAUCCACAGGGGGUGCUCUGGUUCAGGCAGUGGGUUUUCCCUGUCUCAUGGUGUUUAUCGGGGUGAUCAACAUUCUGUAUGCUCCACUCUGCUUCCUGUUACGUAACCCUGCUGUCAGAGAGGAGAAAAUGGCGAUCAUCGACCAGGAGUGUGUGAUGCACAGGAAAAGCUACAACACACAGAAGGAGAGUCGUGAGUUUCCUCUGAGCGACUACAGUGAAGAAGACACAGAGGAGUGACACACACACACACACACACACACACACACACACACACACACACACACACACACACACACACACACACACACACCUGAUGAUGUCCAUGUUGUGAUGUUUUCUUCACCAAACACGUUUUAACCUUCAUCAUUAGACUUCCUGUCGUCACACAGUCAGAACAGCAACAUUGAACACUUCUUAAAGGGACAGUGUCCCCUUACAUGUCUUUAAUUGCUACAUUAAAUAUAAUUAAUCUGAUUAAUCAUCAGUUCACACAGUCAGGGUUCUGUAAAAAAUGUCAUUAUUAAAGCAUGGAGGCUGUGACAGAUGUUUUGAUGCCUUGUGCAUGUUUACAGAGUUACUAAUUUGAACAUAUUUAUGCAAAUUCCAUUAAAAGAUGCCUGAUUGCCUCCAAAUUACUGUUCACUAAGCCCCGCCCCUUCUUAGUUGUUGCUACCCGUGUCAAUCUUUGUGUUCUAAAAUGUUACACACAGUUUACAAUGACAACAGCAGGAAUGUAUAAUAACUACAUAUAAUCUGUACUCCUGCCUUCUCCAAACUGGGGGCAUGAUGACCGCCAUUUGCUGUAGGUAAUACACUGACUAUGGAUAAUUACCAUAUACAAACCCACUUCAAAAGAUCCAAACUAUCCCUUUAAGAUUUGGACGUUGUUUAUCGUGAAAAAAAAAAAGUCUCCUACACCAAACCCUUUAAUUAUUUUAAGGGGGUUUGGCAUCAAGUAAGGAGAUUUCCAAGUAAAUGUGAGUUUGCUUUAGGGAACAUGUGUUGCUCAUCAUUAAUCUUUUUUAAUUUGACCAAAGUGAUGUAAAACUGAACCUGAGUCUGUAUCUGACCUCUAACCUGUGUCGCCAUUAAAACCUUCUAUAACCUA
Messenger RNA from Perca fluviatilis (European perch), 3027 nucleotides. Its product is annotated as chromaffin granule amine transporter. Gene Ontology annotation, cellular component: terminal bouton; synaptic vesicle membrane. Gene Ontology annotation, molecular function: xenobiotic transmembrane transporter activity; serotonin:sodium:chloride symporter activity. The record is from RefSeq and is a predicted model, not a curated record. NCBI's taxonomy places the organism in Eukaryota, Metazoa, Chordata, Actinopteri, Perciformes, Percidae. The coding region runs from base 483 to 2156 and encodes 557 amino acids. The transcript has 17 exons. Gene Ontology annotation, biological process: xenobiotic transport; transmembrane transport; aminergic neurotransmitter loading into synaptic vesicle.